Cuscuta europaea is the source of this 856-nucleotide messenger RNA. The record is from the annotation of a GenBank genome assembly. NCBI's taxonomy places the organism in Eukaryota, Viridiplantae, Streptophyta, Magnoliopsida, Solanales, Convolvulaceae.
GGAUACAAAUAUGACUCAUAUCAAGUGUAAGAUAUUCAAUUGGACUGGAAAAGAUGAAAUUGUUGCUCAAGGUCAUUGGGUUUCUAGUGAUCCGAAAAUACUUGUUAACGGUAUUCCACUCUGACCUAAAUCCAUGAUUGUUUGGAUUGAUGACAUUAUAAGUCCUGAAUGUUUUUUGUGGAGACCUACACUAGACAUGACAUCCAUCAAAGAUGUCAGUGGAACCAAAAUAGCAUGGCCUAGUGAUAAGGUUGUAUUAGAAAAUAUCUCUAAUUACAAUUUGCAGUCUGCAAACAAAUCAUCAUCUUCUCAGGUACUUGUAUAUGCUUAUAAGCAUUAAUUUAUAUUUGACUAUGUCUUUUAUUUUCUAUUUUCGGAGUAUAAAAAAUUCAAAGAAAAAGUGCAACCUGUUAGAUAUCAGUGGCUCAGGAAAGAUAGUUGCUGAAGGACAUUGGUCAUCAAGUGAUCCAAAUCAACUUGUUCACUUUGUUCCUUUAGGUCCUAAUGCAAUGAGGGUGUGGGUUGAUAUGCCUAGUAUCCCUGAUGCAUUACUUUGGAGGCCAACAUCUGAGUUGGAGUGUAUUAAAGAUGCUGUUGGUACUACAAUAGCUUGGCCAUCAAAGAAAGUUGUUGUGCUUUAAAAAGUUGAAAUAUUUGGGCUCAAUUGGUAAAGACGAAGUCAUAUGUUCCGCCUCUCUCUCCUCACUCGCACAUUCGAAAGAGCCUCUAGGGUUCUCAUUCUUAUCGCUUGGCUUUAUUAUGUCUCAUCCUUCGCACAUUCCUUUUUCUUGGACUGAUUAAAACUAUUCCCACAGCCCCACAUCAGGCCCAUUUGAACGGGCUCUUCUAGCUUGAC